AUGAUCGCCCGACCGCAUUUGCCCCCAGGCAAAAAGCGCAUCGCAAAUCCUCUUGGUCCCCGCGCUUCUACAAUCAUGUCCAAGGAGGCCCCUCUGUCGGUGGCAGAGCGUGACUUCAUUCUUGAUGCCCUGCACCAGAAUGUCCGUCUGGAUGGCCGGGGGCUGGACCAGUUCCGCCCGCUGAGCGUUUCCUUUGGCAAUGAGUAUGGCCAUGUCAAGCUGCGGUUGGGCAAGACCAGCAUUGUCGUGCGCAUCUCCGCUGAAGUCACCAAACCGCGCGACGACCGGCCCUUCGAUGGCCUCUUCAAUAUUUCUCUAGAGCUGUCUGCAAUGGGCUCACCAGCGUGGGAGAAUGGACGUUCCAAUGACCUCGAAGCAUACGUCUCUCACAUCCUCGACCGAGUAAUCCGCCAUUCCAAUGCACUCGACACCGAAUCUCUCUGCAUCAUCCAAGGCGUGAGCUGCUGGAGCAUUCGGGCAGACGUACAUGUCCUCGAUUUUGACGGCAAUCUGACCGAUGCAGCUUGCAUCGGCGUCAUGGCGGGUCUCCAACAUUUCCGACGUCCCGAUGCCGUGGUGAAGGAUGGACAGGUGGUGGUCUAUGGUGUGGAAGAGCGAGUCCCCGUGGCAUUGAAUAUCACACAGAAGCCGCUUUCGACAACGUUUCACAGCUUCGACGAGGGCAAAACGGUGAUUUUGGAUGCCACGCGGAAAGAGGAACAGGCGUCGGAGGGCGAGCUGGUGAUUGGAAUCAACAAUGCGGGUGAUGUCUGCUUUCUCUCCAAGUUUGCGGGCGACCCGAUUGACGCGCUAUUUGUGGUGAAUAAGUCGAAUGUGGCGCUGGAAAAAGUCAAGGAGGUCAACGCCAUUGUCGACAAGGUGCUGCAAGCGGACCUGGCCAGGCGGGCGAAGAAGGGUAUGGCCGAGGAGGCCAAGGCAGAGAAUGACCGCGAGGUAUCACCAGACGACCCUUUU
Molecule: messenger RNA, 975 nt
Organism: Penicillium riverlandense
Lineage: Eukaryota; Fungi; Ascomycota; Eurotiomycetes; Eurotiales; Aspergillaceae
Product: exosome non-catalytic core subunit RRP45
Exons: 4
Biological process (GO): U1 snRNA 3'-end processing; TRAMP-dependent tRNA surveillance pathway; nuclear polyadenylation-dependent rRNA catabolic process
Cellular component (GO): cytoplasmic exosome (RNase complex); nuclear exosome (RNase complex)
Source: RefSeq, a predicted model, not a curated record